ACUCUUUUGGGACUUGCCAUUCUGGCUAUUUUGUUAACAAGAUGGAAACGAUGCAGGAAAAAUGAAAUUGACGUCUCAAGAUACAGUUCAGAACAAAGUGCUGGCCUUCUGGAAUGUGAGGAUGGUAGAGGAUUUCGACAUUCAUAUUCGACAGAAAGUGACACUUCAUAUGAUGAUCGAGCACUAUCAGCCAACUCCAUAGAACUGUCUCGAUCAAGUAUUGGUGAUACAAAAAGCAUAAAAGCAAUUCCAGAAACUUCAUCCAGCACUGCAGGAUCCAUAACUGGAGCUAUUGGACCCAUAAUGCAAUUUACAGCACCUAUUCGAACUGCGGGACCUAUCAAGCUGUCUCAGAAAACCAUUGUGCUAACUCCAGGACCUAUAGCACAAUGUAGUGGAUCCAGUGUGGAAUCAACUCCUCACGCAAUCAAUGGAUCAACUCCGCAUGCCAUCACUGGUCCACCUCCAAUGCCCAGUGGUCUGCCCCUGGCACCCAUAACGAUUUCACAGAGAACCUCAACAAGACCUGGGAAAUAUAAAAUAAAACAAGAGGAGCCAAUUACUACAGUACCUAUUGCAAUUGGUCCAGUAGCAGCUGUUGACAGUUCCGGAAAAAUCACAUUAUCUCCUGUGGUUAUAUUUCCAGGUUAUACAGAUGGAGAACUUGCAAAGAAAUCAGUUCCCAAAGCCCCGGUUCUGAAAAGUGGAGGCACUACAAAGUCUAAGGGUAGUGGAGAAGACAAGGAAGCACUGAAGAAGGAAAUCUUAUUCACAGAUUCUGAUGAGUCCUUGACAUCGAUGCACAAAACGGAGUCCAAAAGCAAAGCAAAAGGUAUUGCAUUGGAGAAAGGCAAGAUAAGAACGGAGGUCAAAGAAAAGGAGAGUAACACUGGAAUACUGAAGACACAGGAAGCCCAAGUGAGGAAGAGUGAGGCCGGGAUACCUCAGGGCCAGGAAGCCCAAGUGAGGAAGAGUGAGGCCGGGAUACCUCAGGGCCAGGAAGCCCAAGUGAGGAAGAGUGAGGCCGGGAUACCUCAGGGCCAGGAAGCCCAAGUGAGGAAGAGUGAGGCCGGGAUACCUCAGGGCCAGGAAGCCCAAGUGAGGAAGAGUGAGGCCGGGAUACCUCAGGGCCAGGAAGCCCAAGUGAGGAAGAGUGAGGCCGGGAUACCGCAAGGCCAGGAAGCCCAAGUGAAAAAGGAGAGUUUUGAAGAUGAAGGAAAGCAGGACAAAGAAAAGGGAGAUGCUGAGAAGAACAAAGAUACAGAACAAAAUGACACCAAAAACAAGAAAGGUGAUGAAGGAGAGGACAAAGUUAAAGGAAAGAAAGAACCAGAAGCCAAGGGUAAAAAAGAAUCUUCAAAAAGGGGCAGAGGCAAGUAAAAGAAGGAAAUACAGCAAGCGGUGGAAGAGUGAGGGUAAAUAAAAGGAAAGCCCACGAGACAACUGAUUAUUACGAUUCCCAUGC
This is a messenger RNA of Rhinolophus ferrumequinum (greater horseshoe bat), 1465 nucleotides long. RefSeq names its product testis expressed basic protein 1 (gene TSBP1). The record is from RefSeq and is a predicted model, not a curated record. The transcript is spliced from 27 exons. Bases 304 to 1380 code for a protein of 358 amino acids. NCBI's taxonomy places the organism in Eukaryota, Metazoa, Chordata, Mammalia, Chiroptera, Rhinolophidae.